Paramacrobiotus metropolitanus is the source of this 714-nucleotide messenger RNA. RefSeq lists its product as uncharacterized. Gene Ontology annotation, biological process: regulation of proteolysis; proteasome-mediated ubiquitin-dependent protein catabolic process. Gene Ontology annotation, molecular function: ubiquitin protein ligase binding. Lineage: Eukaryota; Metazoa; Tardigrada; Eutardigrada; Parachela; Macrobiotidae. Gene Ontology annotation, cellular component: cytoplasm; nucleus. The record is from RefSeq and is a predicted model, not a curated record. Bases 1 to 678 code for a protein of 225 amino acids. The transcript has 3 exons.
AUGGGACAACACCAAGAGGACGACAUCUCUCUCUGGAAGCUUGUGGGCUCCGAGGAUUUGCCCGCUGGCACUGGUAAAGCCUGUGUCUUGCAGAAGGAUCGCAGUGUGUUUGUCGAACUGACCUUCCAUUUUGAUCGGUCACGCGGCGACGCAGCGGUCAACCGGACCGACUUGCAACGGUUAUUGGAGUCCCAGAGCUUUUCGGACGUCAUCUUGCGGUGCGAAGGCCAGGAAUUCCCUGUCCAUCAGGUCCUUUUGGCUAGUCAAUCGCCCGUCUUUGCUGGUAGAUUUCGAAAUAUGACAGAGCAAUCGAAAAUUUGCGAAAUCGAUGAUAUCGGUCCGGAUGCUUUGAGAGCGUUAAUUCACUACGUGUACACACGCGCGGAUGUGGAAGCGGGUAGCGGUGUCAGGGAACUGUAUGAAGCCGCUGACCGGUACGACAUGGCGGAUUUGCGGGCCGAGUGUCUGCGCGUGAUGCAGCAGAUGGUGGCCAGGAUGUCGCCGGACGAUGCGGUUGAUUAUUUUGAUUUUGCGCGGGAACAUGGUCUGGAGAAACUGCUGGCGGCUGCCGCGUGGGCUAUCGCUCGGGAUGCGGAGAAUGGCGACGCAGUGGACACGCCAAACGUGUCUGAUUCCGACAGUGACAGCUCGGAGACGGACUGGGAAAUGGAGGAUUAAUCGGCAUAACAGAUUCGAGCUUUUAUUUGUGUUUUC